Symphalangus syndactylus (siamang) is the source of this 412-nucleotide messenger RNA. RefSeq lists its product as uncharacterized. NCBI's taxonomy places the organism in Eukaryota, Metazoa, Chordata, Mammalia, Primates, Hylobatidae. The record is from RefSeq and is a predicted model, not a curated record.
UGUUUAUGCCUCCAUUGCCCCAGUUCUUAUCUGUUUUGCUCAAGGUCUCAUAACUACAAGAAGGCAAUUUCUAACGAAGCCCUUCGUGCCUUCCAAAUAGAUUAUUGUGGCGGGCUUCCACCCGGACAGUAUGCCACCCGAAUGACUGGACAAGUGCACGGGAGCGGCUGUCAUUUGCGGAGUGCCCCUUGCGAUCUAGGCGCCUCACAGCGCAAAUUAUCCAGUAAUUUCUCUGAAAUCGAUGCUGGUUUGUUUUCCGAAGGCAAAUCAGCAGCUUAUACAGACACUGGGGCCACAAAGCCGGUGGAACAAGGGGAGACGGCUUGCUGAGUGUCAGGUCUUCCAAGAUGAGCUUAAACUUCGGGUGGUGGGCAGGCUUGGUAGGUGGGAAAGGCCCGUGUCCAGAUGAAUG